AUGUCCAGAGCAGCUGUUGGGAAAGGCACAGCACCGGAGCCUGACAGCUCGGAAGAGGAGCUGGAAGUGGGGGGCGCACCCCAGGUGUGCUACGGGCAGGGUCUCUGGGUUCCCCAGGGGAGAGAAGCAGCUGCCUGCCUGGGGGACACCGAAGAGAUGAAGGUGAGGAAGAGGAGCAGGCCAGUGCGCUCCAAGGCUAGGAGGAUGGCUGCCAACGUCAGAGAGCGCAAGAGGAUCCUGGACUACAACCAAGCCUUCAACGCCCUGCGGCUGGCCCUCAAACAUGACCUCGGUGGGAAAAGGCUUUCCAAAAUCGCGACCCUCCGGCGAGCCAUCAACAGGAUCACGGCUCUGUCCCUGUCCCUGCACGGCGCCGGGCACUGCUGGCCCUGCGCUCACUCCGAGUGCCGCGGCCGUGCUGGGGUCCCUGCGCGGGACCCAGGGGUGAAGGCCAACCGCCCCCAGCUCCCCUGGGAGCCCAGUCAUGCAGGCGCUGCUGUCUUGCAGCGCUGCCCUCCGUCCCCUCUCUACGCCGGGUUUUCCUCCGAGAGGCAACUCCAGCGCUACGAGAGCCUGAAGGAGGAUCACUCCGUGCCCAGCCCUUCCUAUUGCUCCAGCGGGACCCACCACCCCGGGCUCCGAGGCCAGCAGAGAUACACGAGCCAGCGAGACCCCCUGGCCGGGGUGGUCUCCUGGCAGCUGGGCUGUUGCCAGAGCUGGGGACACCAGCAGUGCCUCCCCAUCCACUGA
Molecule: messenger RNA, 750 nt
Organism: Eurypyga helias (sunbittern)
Lineage: Eukaryota; Metazoa; Chordata; Aves; Eurypygiformes; Eurypygidae
Gene: BHLHA9
Product: basic helix-loop-helix family, member a9
Exons: 1
Coding region: 1-750 (249 amino acids)
Biological process (GO): developmental process; regulation of transcription by RNA polymerase II
Molecular function (GO): DNA-binding transcription factor activity, RNA polymerase II-specific; protein dimerization activity; RNA polymerase II transcription regulatory region sequence-specific DNA binding
Source: RefSeq, a predicted model, not a curated record